CUUUUGAAAGUAAGAACAUUCUUCAAGAAAUGCGUCAAACACGCAACUCCGAAGUACCCUUUAUUUUCACUUGCUCAAUUACAUUCCAGACGAUUGGGAGUCUGCCCUGACAAAUCUGGAAAGUGCUGCCUACUUCUUCUGUGUGAGCCGUUGGGAUCACUUAUUGAUUAG
Messenger RNA from Rodentolepis nana, 171 nucleotides. The record is from the annotation of a GenBank genome assembly. NCBI's taxonomy places the organism in Eukaryota, Metazoa, Platyhelminthes, Cestoda, Cyclophyllidea, Hymenolepididae.